AUGGAGGCCAUUGUGCUGGCCUGCAGCUUCGAGUGUUGCUGUGCCUUGCUGCUCUUGCUUCGUCCGACAGCGGAUGACCUCCGUCGAGCUCGCCCGGCCACCUUCGACCUCGGCGUGGCCCUGCCUCCACUAGCAGCCUCCUGGUGCCGGCCGUUUCCAUGGGUUCGGGGAGCCCCAAGAGCCCAAGCCGGAAGACUCCGUGGAUGUGCAUCCCACUUGUGCCAUUUUGGAUCGUCAAUAAUGUUGCGGGAUUCGCCAAGUACCAUUACGCCCGGAGACCACGGAUCCCUGAAGUUCCACUACCGUCGCCAUGGAUCCGACAAGUUCGCGAGUACGACCACUUCCCACGACGACCUUGUACCACUACCGUUGACGAAGACAUGUGCACCACAAGCAUCAAGUUCAACUACCGUCGACCGCGAAGGGUUUGGAGUCAUCAAGUACCUCUCCGAAGCGAACGUGAAUGACUACCGUCGCAAGAACGGGACCGGAAAGUCCGAAGACCCCAAGUACCUCGACACCGAUGACAUGAACGUCUACGGAAACUCGUGCAACGAUAAAUAUGUACCACUACCGUCGCCGAGAUCACGAGAACCUCUACCGUCGACCCUAGAGCGUGCGAGAACGACUACUUCGACUACCGUCGCGUGA
Triticum turgidum subsp. durum (durum wheat) is the source of this 651-nucleotide messenger RNA. NCBI's taxonomy places the organism in Eukaryota, Viridiplantae, Streptophyta, Magnoliopsida, Poales, Poaceae. The record is from the annotation of a GenBank genome assembly.